AUUGGUUGACACUGAUGACAUCACACACAGACUGAGGAGGGCGAUCAACUUUACUAUGCGUCAAUGCUGAAAUGUUUGCAGAUCGAGUCCAUGAGGAGAUUGACAGGGUGAUCGGUGGCAGACAGCCAGUGGUGGAGGACAGGAAGAGCCUUCCCUACACUGACGCAGUCAUCCACGAGACCCAGAGGAUAGGCAACAUCGUGCCCAUGAGCAUUCCACACAUAACCAGCUGCGAUGUUGACUUCCAAGGAUACUUCAUCAAAAAGGGCACAACUGUAUUCCCUCUUCUCACGUCAGUGUUGAGGGAUGAGUCUGAAUGGUCCAAUCCCUACACGUUCCACCCAGAACACUUUCUGGAUGACCAGGGACGCUUCGUCAAGAGAGACGCCUUCAUGCCCUUCUCAGCAGGUCGCAGGGUGUGUCUGGGAGAGAGUCUGGCCAAAAUGGAACUCUUCAUCUUCUUUGCCUCUCUCCUUCAACGCUUCCGCUUCACUGCGCCCACCUGUGUUUUGUUAUCAGAUAUGAUGAACUGGAACCUCGACUCCAUUGGUUGGGAUUCACACUGA
Messenger RNA from Engraulis encrasicolus (European anchovy), 566 nucleotides. RefSeq names its product cytochrome P450 2K1-like. NCBI's taxonomy places the organism in Eukaryota, Metazoa, Chordata, Actinopteri, Clupeiformes, Engraulidae. Gene Ontology annotation, biological process: xenobiotic metabolic process. The transcript has 3 exons. Gene Ontology annotation, molecular function: heme binding; iron ion binding; oxidoreductase activity, acting on paired donors, with incorporation or reduction of molecular oxygen, reduced flavin or flavoprotein as one donor, and incorporation of one atom of oxygen. The record is from RefSeq and is a predicted model, not a curated record. Gene Ontology annotation, cellular component: intracellular membrane-bounded organelle; cytoplasm. The coding region runs from base 72 to 566 and encodes 164 amino acids.